AGUCCAUCCCCCUAGCGGAUUCGUCUUACUCCUUAGCUUUGAGUUUGUCAUAUAUAAACUCAAUGCUCUGGAGUAAUAUUUAAUUGAAACAGCUAUUGUACAAAUUGGUAUUUUUUUGCAGCAGUGAUUGUUUAACUCCAAUAUAUAAAGAUAAGUAGGUGGCAUGGAAUCGGGAGCUUUUGCUGGUACAAAAGAAAACGCAUUCUGAUUGUCGGGAGUGAGGGAACUCUCUGACUUGGGGAGACGGACCCUGUCGUUGAAAUAAUUCCGGAGUCUUGUAGCUAUUCAUUGGUUUCAUGAUUACCCAGUAGCAACAUUUUUUUUGAGGUGGCGGUGUAAUUCUGUAACAGCGCCGCGUAGCAGAAUACAGAGAGUGCGCGGUAAUUUAGCACUGAAUUUAUCCUGGGGUUAGGGAAUGGCUACAAGGAGUCGCCGAUCGUGGUUCAGUGUGUUAUUGGGACUGGUUGUUGGCUUCACAGUAGCUUCGAGACUUAUUCUUCCUAAAGCCUCGGACUUUAAGAAAGCUGGACACCGUCGUCGAGCUAGUGGUUCUGGUUGUAGCAGCAGUGUCAGCCUGCACUCAGGGGUGAGAAAGGACUAUGGGGGAGUGCUGGUGUGGCAGCAGCCGCAGGAUAGUGAUGCUGGAAAUCACGAAGAGCUUAUCCCCAAGUCGAAACAUUUCCUUUACGUUGGGGUCAUGACUGCUCAAAAGUAUCUUGGUAACCGGGCAGUGGCUGUCCAAAAAACCUGGGCCAGUAACAUUCCUGGAAAAGUGGAAUUUUUCUCCAGUGAGGGGUCUGACACAUCGUUUCCAAUCCCUAUAGUCCCUCUUCAGGGAGUUGAUGACGCCUACCCACCUCAGAAAAAGUCUUUCAUGAUGUUGAAGUACAUGCAUGACCACUACUUGGACCAGUAUGAAUGGUUUAUGCGGGCAGAUGACGAUGUUUACAUUAAGAGUGACAGACUAGAAAGCUUUUUACGGAGUCUGAACAGCAGUGAGCCCCUCUUCCUUGGACAGACUGGAUUGGGCAGCAGUGAUGAGAUGGGUAAACUGGCACUAGAACCUGGUGAGAAUUUCUGUAUGGGCGGACCUGGUGUGAUCAUGAGCCGGGAAGUGUUGCGCAGAAUGGUUCCUCACAUCAGUGAAUGUUUGCGUGAGAUGUACACCACCCAUGAGGAUGUUGAAGUUGGGAGAUGUGUGCGGAGAUUUGCAGGUGUACAGUGUGUGUGGUCAUAUGAGAUGCAGCAACUUUUUUAUGAAAACUAUGAACAAAACAAAAAGGGCUACAUCCGAGAUCUGCACAACAGUAAGAUUCAUCGGGCUAUUACUCUGCACCCGAACAAAAGCCCACCAUAUCAAUACAGGCUUCAUAGCUACAUCUUGAGUCGCAAAAUAGCUGAGCUGCGUCACCGCACUAUUCAGCUUCACAGAGAAAUUGUAUUGAUGAGCAAAUACAGUAGUACAGAAGUACACAGAACUGACCUUCAGCUGGGUAUUGCACCAUCUUUUAUGAGGUUCCAGCCACAUCAACGUGAAGAGGUGUUAGAGUGGGAAUUCCUUACUGGGAAGUACUUGUAUUCUACUGCUGAUGGGCAGCCUCCCCGUAGAGGAAUAGACCUUUCACAGAAGGAAGCAUUGGAUGAUAUAGUCAUGCAGGUUAUGGAAAUGAUUAAUGCAAAUGCAAAAACCAGGGGGCGCAUUAUUGAUUUUAAGGAAAUCCAGUAUGGCUACCGUAGAGUUAAUCCUAUGUAUGGUGCAGAGUAUGUCCUUGAUUUAUUACUUUUAUAUAAAAAGCACAAGGGCAAGAAAAUGACUGUUCCUGUAAGAAGACAUGCUUACCUGCAGCAGACCUUCAGUAAAGUCCAGUUUGCAGAAGAAACAGAGAUGGAUGCCUUGGAGCUCGCCAGUACAAUCAACAGAGAUUCUGGAUCCCUUUCAUUUCUUUCCAACUCCCUUAAAAUGUUUGUCCCCUUUCAGUUUUCUGCUUCUAACUCUGAACACAGAGAACCAAAGGACAAACAAAUUAACAUUUUAGUUCCACUUUCAGGACGUUUUGAUAUGUUUUCUAGGUUUAUGGAGAACUUUGAAAGGACUUGCCUGAUUUCAAAUCAGAAUGUCAAACUGGUUGUUUUGCUGUUUAAUUCUGAUUCUAACCCAGACAAAACCAAACAAGUGGAACUGAUGAGAGAUUACCGUAUUAAGUAUCCCAAAGCUGAUAUGCAGAUUUUGCCAGUGUCUGGUGAGUUCUCCAGAGCUCUUGCUCUUGAAGUUGGCUCUUCACAGUUUAAAAAUGAUUCAUUGCUUUUCUUCUGUGAUGUUGACUUGGUUUUCUCUACAGAGUUUCUACAGCGCUGUAGAGACAACACCGUUUUAAGAGAGCAAGCAUAUUUUCCCAUUAUAUUUAGCCAGUAUGAUCCAAAAAUUGUCUAUGCUGGCAGAGUACCAAGUGAUAAUCAUUAUGCCUUUACUCUAAAAACCGGUUUCUGGAGAAACUAUGGUUUUGGUAUUACAUGCAUUUAUAAACAGGAUCUUAUCCGAGCAGGUGGGUUUGAUGUAUCCAUCCAGGGUUGGGGUUUGGAAGAUGUGGAUCUUUUUAACAAAGUUGUACAGCUUGGUCUCAAGACAUUCCGAAGUCAAGAAGUAGGGAUAGUACAUGUUCAUCACCCAGUUUUUUGUGAUCCUAACCUUGAUCCAAAACAAUAUAAAAUGUGUUUAGGAUCCAAAGCCUCCACCUAUGGUUCAACACAGCAACUUGCUGAAUUGUGGCUUGAGAAAAAUGACCCAAACUUUGGGAAAGUCAGCAGUGUCAAUGUUUCAAUGAGGACAGCCUGAUAUCCAGCAAAGCUGGAAAAGACUACUUUUUAAUUAUCUAAUUUAUUUUUGAAAUGUUUUUAUAUGAUUCUUUUUUAAAGACCACAGGAGGAUAUAUUUUGGAAAUAAUUUUCUUACAAAGAACUUUAGAACAAAUAAGCAUUUUUGAACAAAAUCAAAUGUGAUCAGUGUUGGGUAAAUAUGUAAGUAACUUAUAACUGCAACUAAGACUUGUAGCAGAAAUAGUGUACAUCACUGUGUUGGAGAUAACUUGAAUUACAUACUGUUGGUAACAGAACUAACAGUUUCAUUCCUAGGUUCCUGAAUAGGACUUCAAAGGAGACUGCCUUGAUUUGUGUAUCAAGAAUCAUGUGAAAAGACUUUAUGAAAGUAUUGAAAUUUUGAACUGUUGUGAUUGUUUUGCACAUUUCUACCUUUCAAACCAUUCUUAUGCUCCAGAUGUAGAAAAAAAAUUACAGUAUGACCAAUGCAAGCUGAUAGUUGCAAGAGUAGGUUUGGUGUUUUUCACAUCUCUGCUUUCUACAUAGAUUUUCCACCAGAAUUGUAUUCCAUAUGUGUUUCUCACCAGCCUGAAGAAACCUCACAAUAUUUAUGUGGAAGAGAUUUUAGAUAGUAUUUAUUAGACCUCUUAAUCAGAUGGUCCAACAUCUUUGUGAGGAUUUAGAACUCUAUUUAAUACAGUUAGGAGUGGAAGUAUUUUGUCUUUUUGUAGAAGGGAUUAAAUUGGGAGGGGGGUGACUAGUUUGGGACUUGGGAAUAUUGGUCAAAAGUAAGAUUUGAAAUAAGUUUUACAAAGAACGUGAAUACAUUCUGUCAAUUUUACACUCUUGUCAAUUUUUUUUCUUCUGUAUGUUCCAUUAAGUUCUGGGGCACAAUACAAAUGUGUUUUUCUGUUAGCUUUUUUAAUUUAUUUAAUAUAAUUUGCUUCGAGUUGCAGAUUCUGUUUUUGUUGUUCAUUAACUGUUAGUGAUAAGAACAAAUGUAUCCAUUUCUUUCACCAUUGUGGUAGUUUCUUACAUGACAGUAAUGGUUUCCAACAAGCUUCAUUCAGUCCUUUGUGACUUUUAUCACUUUAUUGUUGCAUCACUGUAUACAUUUUCACAUUUGCAACCUUUUUCUGAAUCUCUUCCCUUGGAUUUCUGUCUGCAUAUAUUUUUAAUAUUUGCCUUAUGAGCCUGAUUAUGAUACAAGAAAAAUAAAUGAGGUCGCUAAUGUACCACA
Messenger RNA from Protopterus annectens (West African lungfish), 4054 nucleotides. It is a transcript of the gene CHSY1, whose product is annotated as chondroitin sulfate synthase 1. Gene Ontology annotation, cellular component: Golgi cisterna membrane. Lineage: Eukaryota; Metazoa; Chordata; Ceratodontiformes; Protopteridae. The record is from RefSeq and is a predicted model, not a curated record. Gene Ontology annotation, molecular function: glucuronosyl-N-acetylgalactosaminyl-proteoglycan 4-beta-N-acetylgalactosaminyltransferase activity. The transcript is spliced from 3 exons. The coding region runs from base 416 to 2833 and encodes 805 amino acids.